UAAGUAAAGGAUCUGAAAACUUCUUCCACCACUGCGUGUACAUGGUGGGUAAAUUAUAUGAGUUGCUAUUCCAGCAUUUUUAUUUCGACUCAACAGACUUUUUUGGCAAACACAAAAUUAAACGAUUCAGUAGCUUAUUUCUCCACCAGAAUGUUAUUCCUGAUAGUGGGGAGAAGACAUUGAAACAAUAUUUAGACCUUCAUGUUGGGAAAACUAUAACCUAAUUAAAAAAUUAAUUAUGAAUCCAAAUAAUGUAUCAUUUUAGAGACUUGUGGGUGGUCAGGGGGACUUUGACUCAUGACUUCUGUAUUUCUAAAAUACUGGCUUCUUUACCACUAAAAGCAAGAAGGUAACUCAGCGCGUGUGUGCACAGUGCGCGUGCGUCCAAUCAAAGGCUCCUGUCGCUGUCCGGCGCUCAGGUGCUGAAAGCAGCAGAGAGACAGCGCGUCCUGACACUCCUCACCAAAACAACAGCAGAGGCUCUUCACGGUGCUCUCAUAAAACUUUUUGUUUUACUUUUCUGUUUGAAUGCGUAAGAAAUGUUGCGUCCUCGUACCAAACUAGACUGUAAGUAGCCUGAAAGACUUUUUUUGAACAUGGAAAUACACUUUGGACAGGUGCCGCUCACCGUUACGCACAGGCACGGCGGGGUGAACCAGCUCGGCGGAGUCUUCAUUAACGGGCGCCCGUUACCGCACGCGGUGAGACAGCGCAUUGUGGAGCUCGCGCAACGGGGCGUGCGUCCCUGUGAGAUCUCCCGCCGCCUGCGCGUCAGUCACGGCUGUGUCAGCAAAAUACUGGCCAGGUACAAUGAGACGGGGAGCAUCACACCUGGGGCAAUUGGAGGCUCUAAGCCUAAAGUGGCUACACCCAGGGUGGUGCAAAUGAUACUGCACCUGAAGCACACAAACCCCACCAUGUUCGCCUGGGAGAUCCGGGACAGACUCCUGCUGGAGCGAGUGUGUGGCGACAACAGCGUGCCCAGCAUCAGCUCUAUCAACAGGAUCAUUAGAAGCAACGUCCGGUCAGAGUCUUGUGAAAUUGUGUCAUCGGCAUCAUCUGUUGCCAUGGGAACAGCCUGUUCUUCUGAGUCCACCUAUUCCAUCAGUGGAAUCCUGGGAAUCAGAAAAUGCUGCAAACAUAAGGAAGACGGGGACGUCUCCUGCAACGUCUACCACCAGCAGCCAUGUUCCUGUAAUGACGCCUGGGGGCGGUCUGACCCCUGUCUGACUUCUAUCUCCAGCCUGACCUUUUACCCCGGCCUGCCAGCUAAUCAAAAUCCAGACCUGUUAGGGUCUUCAUGUCAUUACAGCUGAACGAGGCUGCAAAAGACCUCAGCUGGAAAAAAUAUCAUCUUCUUGGUGCCAAAAAAUGGAUUGACUGAAAUUACAUUUAUUACAACACAACUGACAUCAAGAUAGAAACCUACAAUAUAUCACAAUUACAAGUAUGUUCAAA
Thunnus maccoyii (southern bluefin tuna) is the source of this 1458-nucleotide messenger RNA. RefSeq names its product paired box protein Pax-5-like. The record is from RefSeq and is a predicted model, not a curated record. Gene Ontology annotation, molecular function: RNA polymerase II cis-regulatory region sequence-specific DNA binding; DNA-binding transcription factor activity, RNA polymerase II-specific. The coding region runs from base 597 to 1316 and encodes 239 amino acids. Gene Ontology annotation, biological process: anatomical structure development; regulation of transcription by RNA polymerase II. NCBI's taxonomy places the organism in Eukaryota, Metazoa, Chordata, Actinopteri, Scombriformes, Scombridae. The transcript is spliced from 7 exons.